Recurvomyces mirabilis is the source of this 1782-nucleotide messenger RNA. RefSeq lists its product as uncharacterized. The coding region runs from base 1 to 1782 and encodes 593 amino acids. The record is from RefSeq and is a predicted model, not a curated record. Gene Ontology annotation, molecular function: oxidoreductase activity. The transcript has a single exon. NCBI's taxonomy places the organism in Eukaryota, Fungi, Ascomycota, Dothideomycetes, Mycosphaerellales, Teratosphaeriaceae.
AUGUUUCCUCGGCAGACGACGGUUUUGCUGUCGUCGGCUCUGUUCUGGAUAGUGGCAACGCAGGCUUCGCCCGCGCCGACUUGGACCCGAUCUUAUGGCGGUAGUGCUUGGCCGUCAGCGAGUGGACAUAAUUGGCCACCACCCUCGUAUAGCAGCGGUCAUGUCUGGCCUCCCUCGUCCAGCAGCAGCAGCAGCAGCAGUAGUGCCGUCCCACUGUCCUCUGGAGGUGUCGAAAAUAGCACGACCAACUCUACCGACACCCAACAAUGUCGCCGGACUAAGGUUGUCGUUCUGGGCGCCGGUAUAGCGGGCAUCACAGCUGCGCAACAGCUCGCUCUGGCCAAUAUCUCCGAUUUCAUCAUCGUAGAAUACACUUCUAGCAUCGGCGGUCGAGUAGCCCACACGACUUUCGGUAACGAUUCUAAUGGCAAUCCUUACGUGGUCGAACUCGGGGCCAAUUGGGUCCAGGGAACAGCUACGGAUGGCGGACCCUCGAAUCCCAUCUGGACACUGGCGCAGAAAUGGAAUCUGACGAAUACUUACUCGAAUUACUCUGAUAUCCUGACUUAUGAUCAGAGUGGGUAUAACGAUUAUAGCGAUCUCUUAUCCAACUACGAGGACGCAUACGCGACGCUGGAGCAGGAUGCCGGAACUAUUUUAGUCGAGAACUUGCAGGAUAGGAGUGUCCGUUCUGGUUUGCGGCUGGCAGACUGGAACCCAGCCCGAGAUGCACAGAAGCAGGCAGUUGAAUGGUGGGAAUGGGACUGGGAGUUCGCGUUCCCGCCUGAGCAGUCGAGUCAGGUGUUCGGGAUCGUGAAUUAUAACACCACGUUCUACCAGUUCAGUGCGGAUAACAACUACGUCUUCGACCAACGCGGUUUCAACGCCUUCAUCAUCGGGGAAGCCUCCACCUUCCUCGCGGCGAACGAUUCGAGAUUGUUGCUCGAGACCGUGGUGACGAAUAUCUCCUACUCUGAUACUGGUGUGACCAUCACGAACGAAGACGGGAGUUGUGUCUCGGCUGACUACGCCAUCUGCACUUUCUCGCUAGGUGUUUUGCAAAACCAAGUCGUGGACUUCGAGCCCCGCCUCCCCGACUGGAAGGAAGCAGCUAUUGCUUCCUUCGCCAUGGGGACAUAUACCAAGAUCUUCCUCCAGUUCAACGAGACGUUCUGGCCGGAGGCGACGCAGUUCCUUCUCUAUGCAGACCCAGCUACGAGGGGUUACUACCCUGUUUUCCAAUCUUUGUCGACCCCGGGGUUCAUCGAGGGGAGUAACAUCAUUUUCGUCACGGUGGUCGAUCAGCAGAGUUAUACCGUGGAAGCGCAGAGUGAUGAGGAGACAAAGGAGCAGGUCAUGGGUGUUUUGAGGACGAUGUUCCCGGAUAUUAUUGUCCCAGAGCCUACAGCGUUCAUGUACCCCCGGUGGUCUGAGGUGCCUUGGGCAUAUGGAUCCUAUUCUAAUUGGCCAGUGGGAACGAGUCUGCAGAGCCAUCAGAAUUUGAGGGCGAAUGUUGGGCGGUUGUGGUUCGCGGGCGAGGCGACGAGUAGUGAGUACUAUGGUUUCCUGCACGGGGCGUACUUUGAGGGGGAGGAGGUGGGGGGGAGGAUCGCGGAAUUGGUGCUCGGGGAGCAGAGUUGUGCGGUAGGGAAUGAGACGGGAGCUUAUUGUGGGGUGGGGGAGGUGCACUAUGAGGUUUUGCAGGGGGUGACGCCGGAGGGGGAGUAUGAUAUUCAGAAUGGAUGGGAUGUUAGUAGUUUUCAGACUGUUGGGGAUGUGUGA